AUGGCUUCUCCGACUAUUGUCCUCGUCACUGGUGCCGGCCGUGGCAUUGGCCGUGGUAUCUUUGAGCUGUACGCUGCAAAGCCCAACCACACCCUCAUCGCCGCCAACCGCAACCCCGACGACGGCCCGUCCCAGGAGCUGCUCAAGCUGCCCACAGCCGAGGGCACCACGGUCCAGCUAGUUAAAAUUGAGGCGACAGACGACAAUGAUGCGCUCAGCGCCGUCGAGACCUUGAGGUCGCGCGGCAUCAAUCAUAUUGAUAUUCUGAUUGCCAAUGCCGGCAAGGCGACCAGCUGGCCGAAGCUCGAGGACGCCAAGAUUCCCGACAUUCAAGAUCACAUCAACACCAAUGUAUUUGGCUUUGUGCGGCUGUAUCAGGCAGUUUUGCCGCUACUGAAGGCAUCCAAGAGCCCCAAACUCAUCAUGAUUGGAUCUAGCGCUGCAUUUUUGACGUAA
Molecule: messenger RNA, 456 nt
Organism: Akanthomyces muscarius
Lineage: Eukaryota; Fungi; Ascomycota; Sordariomycetes; Hypocreales; Cordycipitaceae
Exons: 2
Coding region: 1-456 (151 amino acids)
Cellular component (GO): cytosol
Molecular function (GO): oxidoreductase activity
Source: RefSeq, a predicted model, not a curated record